Branchiostoma belcheri (Belcher's lancelet) is the source of this 4385-nucleotide messenger RNA. RefSeq names its product tyrosine-protein kinase receptor torso-like. The transcript is spliced from 18 exons. Gene Ontology annotation, cellular component: signaling receptor complex. The coding region runs from base 89 to 3142 and encodes 1017 amino acids. NCBI's taxonomy places the organism in Eukaryota, Metazoa, Chordata, Leptocardii, Amphioxiformes, Branchiostomatidae. The record is from RefSeq and is a predicted model, not a curated record. Gene Ontology annotation, biological process: cell surface receptor protein tyrosine kinase signaling pathway; protein phosphorylation; positive regulation of kinase activity. Gene Ontology annotation, molecular function: protein binding; ATP binding; transmembrane receptor protein tyrosine kinase activity.
CACCAGACGUGCCGUGCACUACGUCGUGCGAGAGCGGGCGAAGGAUGACAGUUGGCAGACAUCCGAAUGGAACGUCAUUGGAAGGACCAUGCUGGACACCGCCGUGCCGAUAAAGAAUCUGACAGCAAACUCCACGUACCAGUUCGAGGUGACCGCGGUGCUGCCUGAUGGGAAGACUGGCGGCCCGGCCCGGGGAGACUGGAUCACCACCCUGCCGGCCAACGUCGCGAUCGGAGGAACAGCCAGCCCUCCACGUGACCUCAGAGUGGAGAGUAAACGCUUUCAGAACGGCAACGUCAGCGUCACCAUCGCCUGGACUCCGCCGGAAGAACUGCCGUGUGAGUACAAUCUACACCUGCUGCCAGAAACGGCAAUAGCCGACACACGAUUCCGGAUUGAUAAGGAGCCACUAGACUCUCGGAGAAGAUUCACGUUUCACAACCUGACAUUUGACAGCAAUUACAUUGUAUUCAUGCGUUCCACCUUCUAUGAGGGUAGGAGGGAGAGCAGUUUGGCGACGAUGUCGUUCCAAACGCCGCGCUGUCUGGACGUCUCCUCCUACAACUUCAGUGUUUGUGCCCCCGAGGCCCCGCAGAACUUGACCUACCGCCUGAUAAAUAACACCGCGGUGAUAUCGUGGCUCCCGCCCGUCAAGACGUCCCUGACGAACCCGGUGUCCAGUUACGUGGUGUUGGUUCGGCAGGAGGUUCAACCUGCCAUGGACGGCACCCUACUGUCUACACAGGCCACGCAGGAGAUAGUUCCAGGGAGCCAAACGAACUUUUCCAUCCACGACCUGUACCCAGGGGCUGUCUACCUGGUUUCCAUUGCAGGAAGGACACCUGGCGGCACCGGCGUGACUAGCAGCACUCUUUACAUUCAAACCUUAGCAGGUCUGUCUGAAGAAGAACCCGUCGAGAAGCCGACGACACCCGUCGAGAAGCCGACGACCACCAGUUCCGUGAGCCCGGCCUGGCUGAGCGGUGCCAUCCCCGUGUUGCUGCUGCUGGCCGCCCUCACCACCUGGGCAGCCAGGCGCACUUACCACAAACACGGCGGAUCCUUCUUCAAAAGACAACAUCGCCAAGAGAGUCCGCAGCCGCUCUUCCCGGAGUCUCCAGUGUUCCACGGACUCCGUCACGACCACUGCUUCCUGCUCCAGAACAGGUUCUACAGCGAGACGGACGUCCUGUCGGGCGAUCACGACGAGUAUGAGAUGGACUUCAGCCAACUGGAGUUGGAAGAAGUGAUUGGAGAAGGAGCCUUUGGUAAGGUCAUACGGGGCAAGGCACGUGGCCUACCGACCAUGCCUAACUCGCCGAUCGCUACAGUCGCAGUUAAAACUCUCAAAGAAAACGCGACCGGUGUUGACCAGACUAACCUGUUGGCUGAGAUAGAGUUGAUGAAGCAGAUCGGAGCGAACACGAACAUCGUCAGUAUCCUGGGCUGCUGUACCCGCCGGUCACCUGUCUUCCUGGUGGUGGAGUACUGCCCAUUCGGCGACCUGAAGAACCUGCUAAGGAACAUCCGAGAACAGAAAGAGUACGAGGAGAACGAACAUCCCCUGCUGGGUAUCAAAUGUCAGGCCAUCAACGCUUCAAACAUGGCCAACAACGACGAGGCCUCCUUCGCGCCAGUCACGGUGUCGUCACUGGUGCCCAUCUUUAACCCGGCGAGUGAGGGUAACCCUUCCUGCGCAGGAGGAAGAGCGAAGGACGAGAAUCUGGACAGUGGAACCAGCAUGGAUCUAAGAGAUGUCCUGGACGUUCUGCCGACCGACCUGCUCUCGUUUGCCCGGCAGAUUUCAACGGGGAUGGAAUACCUCGCUUCAAAGAAGUUCGUCCACAGAGAUCUGGCCGCGCGUAACGUCUUGGUAUGCGAAAACAAAGUGGUGAAGAUCUCGGACUUCGGACUCACGCGAGACAUCUACGAGAACAGCGAGUACCGGAAGUUGACGGGGGGUAAGCUUCCGGUGAGAUGGAUGUCGCCUGAAGCUAUCUUUGACCAAGUGUAUACCACCCAGAGUGACGUGUGGUCCUUCGGAGUGGUCCUGUGGGAAAUCGUCACCCUAGGAGGAUCCCCUUAUCCGGGUCUAUCGGGCAAGGAGCUGUUCAGAUACCUGAAGGCGGGAUACCGUAUGGAGAAGCCUGAGAACUGCAGGCAGGAAAUCUAUGACAUCAUGUUGGACUGCUGGCAGGAUAAGCCCCAGAGACGCCCUACCUUCACGGAGAUCCGGGAGAGACUAGAGGCGAUCCUGGGGGACGUCCAUCCCUACCUGGAUCUCAACGUAGACUACGACCAGGAGUACUACCAGGGAGAAUCUACAUCAGAUUAUGACAGUUGCAGCGUUGAUGAAUCAGCCAGUAGAGUCAACUCUCCGAGAUCGUCUUCUAUCGAAGCCCACAGUAAUAACGUGGAGUUCGUGCUGUGGGACUCGGGCACCGCCAUCGCCGACCUGCCCAAACCCCGCCGGCUCACCACCCGCCGCAACACCCGCAUCUCCACCGACACCAGCGGCGUCGAGAUGUCUCCUACCAGAGCUCUUCUCCCAACCAUCGGGUCCAGGAGCGACGAGUGUGACGAGAAGUGGAGAAGCGCUCUGGACAUUCGCGACAGCAACUCCUCCGACAUACCGCCCCCGUCUCCCCACCGCUACUACAGCCUGGCCAACAUUAACGCCGGUCUGCCAAAAUCACCCUCAUCGCCUACAAAAGUAUUUGCCUUCACUGAUGACGAGGUUUUUGCCAGAAGAAAGCCCGGGGCCAAAAAGAAGACGAGAAGAAAGAAGCGGCCCAAGCAACCCAGGCGGACAUCGCAGUCCAGAUCAAACGUCCCGGAAGAUUCUGCAGCCACCCAGGUGACAAUUGAGACUGAAGUCCAGGAUGUAGCCACAGCGCCGCCUACCGUUCCAGUAAUAAACAUCACAGGGAGUCCAAACAUCAUCCCCCUGCCUCCUCAAGGGACCAUGAACGUCACGCCGUCAGUGUCGCCGUGCUGCAGCUCGUGUGAGAAGAGCCCCGCCAGGCUGCCCAGACCCACAGGCGUGUGUAACAUCGUCACCGCAACAAGUUCAGAGGUCAUCGGCAGCAUCUAUUCGUUUGACAACUCACGAAGCACUUCGGGGAGCGGGAAUAUAUCAUGAACAUUUUUUCAUUGUGGGUCAGAUUACAUUGUUGAGAGUUCCGGAUAGAUUGAUAAGUGUCUAGCUUGAUAAGUGUCUAGCUACAUCACUGCCACACACGGUAUUUGAUGCCGUAGAAUUUUUAAGCAGGCUGGAACAGACACAAUCACCGAGAAGACUCUAUUAAAGACAGCCUUUUCUUCAGCAAGACAGAAGAAUUUUCCCGGACACGUGCACAACUAUCUCAAGAAUGCCUUCAGUUUGCGACCGUACAAUGUAUGUGACAGGGCCCAAAUCAGUGAAUGUGUAGCAUUAGCAAGGCGACACAGCCUUUGACAGUCGCACCCUGUACCGAACUGAAGCCAACUCCUUGACUGAAUUUGGACGCAUAUCCUGAUGUACAGGUGACGAAUGAAGAUCUGUAGUUGUUCGGUAGGUUCUUGCCGGUCACUUCUUGGAAAUGCGUAGCCAUUGGCUAGUUCACAGGCAAAACACUGAUCCAUACGAACAUGAACCACCAUUCCUGCUCUCCAGGACUCUCGGUCUCCCGCUAUAGGCUCGGCCUCAAUCAGAUCAAAGACCGACUUUCAUGACGUUAGUCUAUAUCAUCCCUCGUCACAUCGUUUACGAUUUCCAAAACGAGAUUUCUCCGUUUGGAUCAUGCAAAUAUAACACUUUCUACGUACUUUUGUACCGACCUAAAUGUACAUUUAUUGCGAGUAACAGGCUCAUUGGGAAAGUGCAAUGUCAUAUCAUAUGUAUGGGUUCUUGGUUUGGGAUUAGUUAAAACGUCAAAGUAUCUGCUUCUGAAAAUCGCCAGUGGAUCGGAGUUUCAUUAUUGCUUGCGAGGAGACCGUUAUGUGUGACUGUGUACAGUUCAGGGAGGGUGGAUAGGAUAGGAGAGUUUAAAACGUCAUUUUCAGCAUUUUUGAUGGCGAGUUUGUCUUGGGAGGAACUAAUGGGUCUUCGGAGAACAAAUCUAGAUUCAGAUUCACUGCGUUAAGGAUUCUUGAAAGUCUUCAAGAAGGAAUUUUUUGUAGGCCACGAUGUAUAUGAAAAAAACGUUAUAUAGACUAGGCAUCAAACGUGGACAGACCAGACCAGUAGAAAUAUGAGUAUCUCAGCCACGAUAACUACGAGACUUGAUUGCGAGAACUGGAACUCAGGAAAAGUGUUGAUGGAUGUUGAAUCUUGAUGCUAAAAUGUGUACGGAGGUUUUGUAUUCGGUGUGUUUGUUUGCUUGUAUAUCCGUACGUAUUUUCAC